Camelus dromedarius (Arabian camel) is the source of this 1342-nucleotide messenger RNA. RefSeq names its product general transcription factor IIB (gene GTF2B). Gene Ontology annotation, biological process: RNA polymerase II core complex assembly; transcription initiation at RNA polymerase II promoter; RNA polymerase II preinitiation complex assembly. Gene Ontology annotation, cellular component: transcription preinitiation complex; nucleus. The coding region runs from base 100 to 1050 and encodes 316 amino acids. NCBI's taxonomy places the organism in Eukaryota, Metazoa, Chordata, Mammalia, Artiodactyla, Camelidae. The transcript has 7 exons. Gene Ontology annotation, molecular function: TBP-class protein binding; RNA polymerase II core promoter sequence-specific DNA binding; acetyltransferase activity. The record is from RefSeq and is a predicted model, not a curated record.
CGUUUAUAAAAGCCCGUCUCGAAGCGUCUCGUCGCCAGUCUCUUCCUGUUCGCUUUGCGGUUGGUGGUGGUUGUUUCUGGAGCCGCAGCGGCUGUGAAGAUGGCGUCUACCAGCCGUUUGGAUGCUCUUCCAAGAGUCACAUGUCCAAACCAUCCAGAUGCGAUCUUAGUGGAGGACUACAGAGCUGGUGAUAUGAUCUGUCCUGAAUGUGGCCUGGUUGUAGGUGACCGGGUUAUCGACGUGGGAUCUGAGUGGAGAACUUUCAGCAACGAUAAAGCAACAAAAGAUCCAUCUCGAGUUGGAGACGCUCAGAAUCCUCUUCUGAGUGAUGGAGAUUUGUCCACUAUGAUCGGCAAGGGAACAGGAGCUGCAAGUUUUGAUGAAUUUGGUAAUUCUAAGUACCAGAAUCGGAGAACGAUGAGUAGUUCCGAUCGGGCAAUGAUGAAUGCCUUCAAGGAAAUCACCACCAUGGCAGACAGAAUCAACCUCCCUCGGAAUAUAGUUGAUCGAACAAAUAAUUUAUUCAAGCAAGUGUAUGAACAGAAGAGCCUGAAGGGAAGAGCUAAUGAUGCCAUAGCUUCCGCUUGUCUCUAUAUUGCCUGCAGACAGGAAGGGGUGCCCAGGACAUUUAAAGAAAUAUGCGCUGUAUCACGAAUUUCUAAGAAAGAAAUCGGUCGAUGUUUUAAGCUUAUUUUGAAAGCUUUAGAAACCAGCGUGGAUUUGAUUACAACCGGGGACUUCAUGUCCAGGUUUUGCUCCAACCUUUGUCUCCCUAAGCAAGUGCAGAUGGCGGCCACGCACAUAGCCCGCAAGGCCGUGGAGCUGGACUUGGUUCCUGGCCGGAGCCCGAUAUCUGUGGCGGCGGCGGCUAUUUACAUGGCCUCGCAGGCGUCCGCGGAGAAGAGGACCCAGAAAGAAAUUGGAGACAUUGCUGGUGUUGCCGAUGUCACAAUCAGACAGUCCUACAGACUCAUCUACCCUCGGGCCCCGGAUCUGUUUCCUACAGACUUCAAAUUUGACACCCCCGUGGACAAACUCCCACAGCUUUAAACCGAGGCAGCUAACGUCAGACUCCUCUGCACACGGAACCCUGCCUGCCUGUUGCACACGGCCCGCACGCCGUGCCGGGCAGGGCCUGCGUGAGGGGGAACGAGAGACGUGGUACGCAUUCCAGGCCCAAAUGUUGACCGCUUGGCAUUCUGUAUGUAUAUACUAGUGAAACAUAUUUAAUGAUUUAAAUUUCUUAUUGAACUUGCUUUCUUUUGUAGUAAUCUAGGAAACUGUAUUUUGGAAGAUAUUUGAAAUUAUAUAAUUCUUGAAUAAAACGUUUUUCAAAACUAAA